Molecule: messenger RNA, 219 nt
Organism: Schistosoma mattheei
Lineage: Eukaryota; Metazoa; Platyhelminthes; Trematoda; Strigeidida; Schistosomatidae
Source: the annotation of a GenBank genome assembly
AUGCUUAAGCAACCUUUGUAUUGUUCACAAAAUAUUUGUGUUUUUGCAUUCCGCGUCGUACGGAAUCCAGCUUAUUCGUCUCAUUUGCUCCACAAAUCUCUUUCAUCUAAAUUGUUUUAUAUGUUUGGAAAGAUCAUUUUGGUAGCUAAUGCAAUAUCUCCUAACAUGUUUUUAUCCUGCGACUUAUGCUGUAUUUUAGCAAUGAGUUCACAUUUAUAG